Molecule: messenger RNA, 4523 nt
Organism: Ruditapes philippinarum (Manila clam)
Lineage: Eukaryota; Metazoa; Mollusca; Bivalvia; Venerida; Veneridae
Exons: 4
Coding region: 154-2322 (722 amino acids)
Biological process (GO): iron ion transport
Cellular component (GO): plasma membrane
Molecular function (GO): copper ion binding; oxidoreductase activity
Source: RefSeq, a predicted model, not a curated record
AAGCAAGGACCGAGGGUUUAUUCAUUACAAAAUCAUUGUACCCGAUUAGAGAUUUCGGUUUUGCUUAACAGUCGGCCAAGCGUUGAAUGUUCUUAUAUAUUUAACGAAUAGUAGUGACGAAGACCGUAUUUGAUCUUGGAGCUUUAAGUGCAAAUGAUGGGGGCGAUGUCCUGGAUUCAUCUGCUGGUAACUAUCGCUUGUGUAGCGUGGUCAUGCUACGCUAGCGAAUGUCCAAUGAACGAAAAGGAAUGUGUGUUUUACUUUGAAGUGGACGCAAGACUGACAAUGAUGGACAAGAAAACACUAGUAUUUCCUGCAAAUGGCAACAUCUACAAAUAUGACGUCACAAAUACGUCAAGUGCUCAACCUGUAUCAACUGAUAACGUCAUAACAACUGAUGGAUGGGAAGAACCAAGACUUGUGACGGUUGUUAACGGGCAGUUUCCUGGGCCAGAUAUAGUAGUGUACGAGGGUCAAACUAUAAUUGUGCACGUGAAAAACAUGCUCACUAGCAACGCAGUGACCAUACAUUGGCAUGGUUUACACCAAAGAGACACACCUUGGAUGGAUGGAGUUCCUUACGUCACACAGUGUCCGAUACACCCACACCAAACAUUUGUUUACAAGUUCAAAGCAAAGCCAAGGGGGACAUUUUGGUGGCACUCUCACAUGGGAGCGCAGCGAUCAAUGGGAGUUAGUGGAGCUUUCAUUAUCAAAGACAGACAUGAGACUACUGUAGAAGAUAGGAUUAUGCAAAUUGCAGAUUGGAAUCACGACUGGGACUCAGAUACAGGUCAUAUGAAAAUGUUGUAUGGAGUAUAUGAAGGAAGAGAGAAAUGGGGCGGUACACAGUCACUUGAUGGUAGUUUCUUCAGUUUCUUCAAAGUUCAGUCAGGCCUUAUCAAUGGAAAGGGGCGGUAUUACAACCCUGAGACUGGGAAACACAACCAAGCUCCUCUAACUGUUUUCAGCGUGACCCAGGGAAAGAAAUACCGAUUCAGAGUAAUUGGAGUUGGCUCUUUGUAUCCUUUUCGAAUCUCUGUUGACAACCACGUUAUGACAGUGAUAGCAUCAGAUGGCUACGAUCUGGAGCCAGUUGAAGCAGAAUCCUUUGUCAUAAAUCCUGGUGAACGGUUUGACUUUGAAAUAACAGCUAAUAAUGACGUUGGAAAUUACUGGAUAAGGGGUGAAACUCUGCAAAAAGACACUCCUCAUUUUGCAGAUGCUAUACUACGAUAUGUCGGCGCACCUGCAGAAGAACCGACAACCACAAGGCAUAAUUGCACAUCAGACAGUCCAUGUCUCGUUUUAAACUGUCCGUUUACGUAUUAUCCAGCGCCGAAUACCGUUUGUAGAACGUUCGACGAAUUGAGAGCUAAAGUAACAGAUGACCCUGCCCCUUCUUAUAUGCCGGGGAAGUUCAAAGAAUAUUUUCUAAAUUUUGCAUUUCCGGGAAUCACAUCCUAUCCUGGCUCGGUAAAUGGUAAAACAUUCGACACCCCAGAUGUCAACCCCCUUCUACAGCCCAAAGAGUGGUACUCCCCAUGUAAAUCACCAGAAUGUGGAGACGAUAGGCAUUGCAAAUGCACACAUGCUCUUCAAAUCGGAAAUGGUGACACAGUUCAAAUGACUUUUAUGAAUAUGGGAAUCGGCAAAGGAUGGUCCCAUCCGAUUCAUAUGCAUGGUCACUCGUUCUAUGUUGUUAAAAUGGGAUAUGGUCAAUACAACGCAACGUCUGCAAAAAUUGAAGCAGAUAAUAUUGAUGUCGAUUGCAGAGGAGGUACUGAUCGCGAAAAAUCAUUUUGUAACGACGCAACAUGGAGUAAUGCAGCAUGGCUGAACGGUAAUGUGCCUGGUUUAGAAUUAGAUCGUCCGCCGCGCAAGGAUACAAUUAUAGUUCCGACUGGUGGCUACGUUGUAAUAAGGAUAAGGGCAGAUAAUCCGGGUCUAUGGAACAUGCAUUGUCAUAUAGAACUGCAUAAUCUAGACGGAAUGCAGAUGUUGCUGAAUGAAUCAUUCAAUGAUUUACCGACACCGCCUCGAGGCUUCCCAGAAUGCCAUUCUUUCCCACCGAGCGACUAUCGAUUAGUUAAUAAAGAUGAGCCGACCAAUAAUAAGACCAUGAUGGAGCCGGAGUCAGCCGAGAACCAGUACAUGACAGAAUCGCGUUACAACGUCCUGUUGGGUUUGUUGAUCGCCGUGGUUUCCUUACAAGUCUUGUUCGGACUCGGUAUUUGUUGUGCCAUAAACUCUAAAAAGAGCUCAUCUUCGUCCAAGUAUAACAUGGGACAACCAAACUCCGGAUUCGACGGAAAACUUUAGGACACAGCAAAACGCUGCAGACUUAAAGCAGCAUGCCUCUAGAUUCAUGAUAUUUUCUUGAAAAUUUUGAAAAUGUAUCUAAAAGUAUAAUAUCAUGAAGUAACCAAAAGGAAGCAAUUAACACAUUAUCAAUAGCACUUUUAACCGACGAAAAAUACCUCAAAAGAGGUUACAGUUUACAAAAUUUACCCUUACUGCGUGAUAACUCAGUAACGCAGUAGACAUAUUGUUAUUAAAACUGAAAAAUUAGUAAUUAAUCACACAAAACAUGUAAAUUAUUACUUGAAUCGUGAAGCUUUUUUACUUUUUCUAAAAUAUUAGUACAUUUUUCUCAAUUAUGAUUUUAUUGACAUACUUUGCCUCAUCUGGGGGCAUGCUGUAUCCCGGACAAAUAACAAAUGAUUGAUUUUUACUAAUCAUUCUCUAUUACACGCAUGAGUAUAAAAUCACAUUAUUUUCGACAGAUGUAUCUUUAAGUGACAUUGUGUAAAAUCUACACUGUUACACUGUAAUCUAGAAAUUUCAAAAGUGGGACAAUAAUGUCAAAUGUAUAAUAUUAAAUACAAAAACAAUAUUUAAGAGGAAUGCCGCACUCUUUUGAUAAAAAAAGACUGAAUGUUAUUGAUAAAUUUUGAAUGAUAUUUAUAGAAAUUUUCCUUGAUUUAUAUAGAUUAAUGAUCAUUCAUGCGUAUUAAUUUAUAGAUAUGAAAGCAAUUAUAGCUCAAACGUUAAGUUAUUUUGAAUUUUACUUGUUCACCCACCAUUUACAUUUUGAUGGGUUUAUAAUGUUAUUCAUUAUUAUCGAACUCUAUAUUUUGAUCUUUAUAAAAAAUAUAUAGUUACACGACUGAAUGAUUUUUGCUCACGAUAAAGGCAAAAUCUCUAAUCACCUAAAUGCACUUAUAUGUUUAAAAGGUAUAUUUGAUAUUGGGGUUGUAUGCAAGUUGAAAUAAUUUUAACGUUUUUUUUAUGAAUUUUUUUUUCUACGUACAUAUUUUACAAGUUUGCGGUCCCUGAACGUCAUUUUGCCGUGUAGAUCUUCCUGUUCAUAUUUUACAUACCAUUUAAAAAUUAUCCAUUAGAAUACCUGUUAAUUUUAUGUAUAUAGAAGUGAACACCACGGGUACUCUGUGAUACGCUUGUGCGUAAAAUUCUUUACCAGAUUUUAUUUGAUAAUUGAUAACAUCAUACGUGUUGUUGAUAUUAUAACUCACUGUGAUAAUUUCAUAAAAGUACAUGUACAAUUUUUGUAUCAAUUUUGAUUCAUACUGAUUCUUACAUCUGCCCAUUCUCACGUAUCUAUGUAAUAGAAAAGCUUUCAAAACUUUCAUUUGUUCUUGCAACUUCACGAACUCAUUUUGUUUACAUGUUUCUUUUUCAUGUUGUUUAAAUUGCUUAUUAAAGGCACACUAUGCCUCAGAAAUAAUUGGGUUUUUUAUUCUGCAGAAAAUCAAAUAUGUGUUUUAAAAUGUUAUAAUAAUGGACUUAGAAAAUAUGAGAUACUUAUCACUUGAAGAAAAUAGUACUGAAUGUAAAAAAUAAUUUGUCAUAAAGGUAGAAGAAUGUAGAUAAAGUAGUAUUUUGACUUCCAUACAAAAUACUAAAUCACUAUAACUGUACUCAUUGCUAAAACUCAAACAAAGUAAAAGAUGUCUCAGUUAUAUGGCUAGUGGGCUCAGAUAUAUGGCUAGUGGGCUCAGAUAUAUGGCUAGUGGGCUCAGUUAUAUGGCUAGUGGGCUCAGAUAUAUGGCUAGUGGGCUCAGUUAUAUGGCUAGUGGGCUCAGUUAUAUGGCUAGUGGGCUCAGAUAUAUGGCUAUAUGGCUAGUGGGCUCAGAUAUAUGGCUAGUGGGCUCAGAUAUAUGGCUAGUGGGCUCAGUUAUAUGGCUAGUGGGCUCAGUUAUAUGGCUAGUUGGUAACUUUUUUUGGAGACAAUAACAGGGCACUAAAAAUGAAAAGCUUAUGAAAAACAAAAACAUGAUAGCGUUUCUGAGGCUAAAUGGUGCGGAACUCUUUUUGAAUGUUUUGUGACGUUUCAAGUAUCAGUUCUUACUUUGAUGUAACUUGAAUUGCGCUAUAUACGUGUACUGGUUUGUUUUUAAAUGUAAAUAUGUAAAUUUUAUUUAGUAAUAAAUUGUGAAAACGAAAUUGUAUGUCAAUAUAUAAUAUUUUUAAAUAAAUGAGACAAUAAAUGUAUUGAAUUA